This is a messenger RNA of Diorhabda carinulata, 7745 nucleotides long. RefSeq names its product LIM and senescent cell antigen-like-containing domain protein 1 (gene stck). The transcript has 8 exons. Bases 351 to 1586 code for a protein of 411 amino acids. Gene Ontology annotation, cellular component: cell-cell junction; cytoplasm; focal adhesion. Gene Ontology annotation, biological process: cell-cell junction organization; cell-cell adhesion; positive regulation of integrin-mediated signaling pathway. The record is from RefSeq and is a predicted model, not a curated record. NCBI's taxonomy places the organism in Eukaryota, Metazoa, Arthropoda, Insecta, Coleoptera, Chrysomelidae.
UACCUUCGUCAGUGGAAGAGGAAAUAUUAAUUGACAGUCGUAAUUUGUGUACAAUUUUAACAGCAAAAUAAAAACAUUAUUAAUUUUACAUGUAUUACCAGUCGAGUUUAUUUUUUCGUACGAUGAUCACAUAAUUUUUAAUAAAGAAAUCGUGACUAUAACAGACGCAGUACAAUGUUCAAUUAAUAAAAUUGGGAUACUAUUCAAGUACCUAAUACUUAUGUAAACAAGAUAACGGAAAAAAUGACUGUUCUCAUUGUGAGAUAAGGCAUAAUAGCAAAGUACGCGGUUGCAAAUUCACGUGAAUAUUAAGUAUUUAUGAGUAAUAGUGGAAUAAAAAGUGUUUUAAAAUGCUAAGUUUGAAGGAUACAUCGCCAAUAAUUCCAAAUAUAGGAGCAAUUUCUCAAAGUUCUUUGUUACAAAGAAGAGCAAAUUCUAAAGAGGAAUUAGAUUCUUCCUAUCACAGAUAUGACAGUUAUGAUAAUGUUUCAUUGGAACCACGCAGCCCUCGGAUGCCAGAAAAAACGCCAUUUGUUUUGGAGAAACCCAAAAGACUCACUAAUAUGUCAAGGGAGAAUAUGGUAUGCUCUAAAUGUGGAGACGGAUUUGAGCCGGAAGAGAAAAUUGUUAACUCUACUGGACAAUUAUGGCAUCAGCAUUGUUUUGUAUGUGCCCAGUGUUUCCGAGAAUUUAGGGAUGGGGUUUUCUACGAAUUUGACGGAAGAAAAUACUGCGAACAUGAUUUUCAAGUACUGUUUGCUCCUUGUUGUAACAAAUGUGGAGAAUUUAUCAUCGGAAGGGUGAUUAAGGCAAUGAAUUCAAGUUGGCAUCCAACUUGUUUCAGAUGUGAAAUGUGUUCCAAAGAACUAGCCGAUACCGGUUUCAUUAAAAAUGGAGGUAGGGCUUUGUGCCAUGAUUGUAACACAAAAGUUAAGGCUAUAGGAUUGGGCAAAUACAUUUGUCAUAAGUGCCAUGCAAUGAUUGAUGAUCAGCCCUUGAAAUUCAGAGGAGAAGUUUAUCAUGCUUACCACUUUAAUUGUGCCGCAUGCGGUGUGGAACUCGAUAGUAGUGCUAGAGAGGUUAGAAAUCGUUCAGGUUUUGCUAAAAACGAAAUGAACGAACUUUAUUGUUUGAGAUGUCAUGAUAAAAUGGGUAUUCCUAUUUGUGGUGCAUGUAGACGACCUAUUGAGGAGCGUGUAGUUACUGCGCUAGGAAAACAUUGGCACGUUGAGCAUUUUGCUUGUGCCAAAUGUGAAAAACCAUUCUUUGGUCAUCGCCAUUAUGAGAAAAAAGGAUUAGCGUAUUGUGAAACACAUUAUCAUCAAUUAUUUGGGAAUCUCUGUUUCGUUUGUAAUCAAGUAAUUGCUGGAGAUGUUUUUACCGCUAUGAACAAAGCAUGGUGUGUUCAUCAUUUCGCAUGUUCAGUAUGCGAUCAAAAAAUGAAUCAGAAAACUAAAUUCUACGAAUACGAUUUGAAGCCAGUUUGUAAGAGAUGCUAUGAAAAAUUUCCCAAUGAAUUGCGCAAACGUUUGAGACGACAGCAUGAGGCUACUCCAAAAAAACCAGGUACUCCGGUACCGCCUUGAAAAUAUCGAUAAUGUGGAAAUUGAUUGAAUUUUGUUAUUCCUAUAGAAUAUACAAAAAUUAUGAUUUUAAUUAAUUUACUACUAAUUUUUUUAUUUAUAUUAUCAAUGAAUAUUUGCUUUUUUAUGAUCGAAUUUUUGAAAUCUAACACUAAAAUAAAAUAAAAAUGCUUUUACUUGAAUUUAAAUUUAAUAAAUGAUUAUAAUCGAAAUUUUUUUGUAGUCGGUGUAAUAUAUUUAAGGGGGAAAAUACGUGUAAAAGGGCGUUUUAAUGCUGAUUUUCCAUAAUUUUUUUAAGGUAUAAAAAAUUAAUAUUAUUUAUUGAAACUAUUAGAUUAAUUUAUAGAUAUCUGAUGAGUAUUUAUUUAUAAUUACCAAAAUAUAAUUUAGAAAGUAGCAGGGAUAUCAGCUGAUACACAUCGAAUAUUGUCAUCCGACUUAGCAGUUUGUGUACACUAUGGAAGCCAAAAUUUCCAUCUAAAAUCAAUGGCACAAAGAAAUUACUUUUUUCAUAUGUGUACCUAUAAACCUCAAAUUAAAAGAAAAUGCAUUUUUUAGAGGGCUGUUCAAAUAAAUGUUUUUUUACAAUUUUUUCAUAUAUUUGCUAGAAAAAAAGUAGUUAAAAUAAAAAUAUCGCUUAUGAUUGAGGUUGGAAUUUCUGGAACCGUUGGUGAUAUUCAUACUGAAAACACUGCUUACACCAAUACUCACAAUUACACUGUUUGACGCGGGUUUUGAUAACAAAGUUAUCGUCUUCAGAGACUGAAGCUAUACUGUUAAUCUUUAGUCUCCUAAGACCUUAACUUGGUUAUAGAAACGAGUGGCGUCAGUCAGUGUAAUUGUGAGUUUUGGUGUAGUGGUAGUAAGAUCACUCACUAAAUCGCUUAUUACUUUUGAACGAAUAAGAAUUUUCACUUGAAAUUUUAAAUCUAUAUUUUUGAGUAGUUUUACAAGCGAUUGGUGUAAAAAAACCUCUACACGUAUUUCUCCCCUAAUCCAAAUUGAAACUCUAAAUGAUCCAACUCAUUUAACAUCAACAAGUUAUUGUAAUUGAAAAUAUUUUGAAGAAAAGAAGGUUUCAAAUGUUCCUUUUUGUAUUAUAAUAAUCAAACUCUUCAAAUAUAUGGAAUGUGAAUUUUUUAAACAAUUUUAAAAACAUGGUAUUUAGGGAAAAAACUAAAGUAAUUAUUGAAACCCCUCAUAAGAGGAAAACAUUCAUAAUUACUUACUUUCUACCAUUUCAUUUAUUUUAGAAUGAUAUUUCUUAAUUUUAAACAAUGCUUAACUAUAAUAAUAAAAAAAAUUAUACCCAGAAUUAUUACAAUGAUGACGAUCUUCAGUGCAGUGGCUUUCUACGCAGAACAUAUAUAAAAACAUAUGACGAAUGCAUAUACAAUAACAACUAAAUUGGAAUUUCUGGAAUUGGCGAUAUUCAUACUGAAUACACUAUAUAACCAAGCUAUCAUCUUUAGAGACUGAAGGUAAACUAAAACUUAAUGACUUGACUAUCCUGUUUUAUAUUAUAUUUUCCCACCAAUAAACCUUCUCCCGCGAAAAUUAAUUCCAGCAGGAAAAACUCCUUGGCGAGAAUCUUCACAUUCAUUCCUUGACUACUAAACUAUAGAGUGGGUUGUAAGGAAUUCGCCAUUUGUCCCUACUCUUACAUCUAGCAAUUUCAAUGCUUUCAAAUGCAUCCAACAAUUUAUUAUUGGAUACCUUUUUUAACAAUUUUACAUUAUACAAUAUUUAUGUCAUAAUUGUGACUUGCAGCGUCGGUAGUGGGCAAUACCUGAUUUUCCGGUCCAUAUUUCAAAUGAGCUAUGUGCUCUUUAAACCGGAUAAUAACGGAUCUCUUAGUCUGCCCAAUAUACUUUCCAUCACAAUCACCACAGCUAAUUUCAUAGAUACCACUCCCCUCCAAAUUUGGUAUUUUAUCCUUAGGAUUGCACUAUUAUUUUUUUAAUGUAUUGUUGGAUUUAUAAACCAAUGUAAAACCCACUCUGCUAAAUAUUCCUUCCAAUCCUUUUGUAUAAAGAGUCUCUGAAGACGAUAACUUGGUUAUCGAAAUGCGCGUCAGACAGUGUAAUUGUGAGUGUUGGUGUAAACAGUGUAUUGAAUAUACAAUCACAGAAGUUAUAUCAGAAAGUAGCUUAAAUGUAGUAUUUUUUUGUGCAAAAAGUAUUUUUGCUAUGUUUGUACUAGUUCUUUAUGUAUUUCAUACUGCCUCGUAUUAUUCUUGUUUUUUUAAAAUAUUUCCAUGCCAAAUGUCAAACUUUUUCCAUCUUAAUCCAAUGAUUAUUACAAAUUUUUUCUUGUUAAUGUAUCAACUUGUUUAUUAAUUGAUAUUAGUACUUAACUGUAGUAUAGUUGCGAUCUAAAACCUACUGCUCUGCUUUUUUUAAUUUAAUUAUAAUCUGUCUCAUGAAUUUGAGACCGAAAGAAUUGUGUAAAGUACAAUCAUUAAGUUUAGGUUUUGUUCUAAUAUUGAAAGAUAAUAGAAAACUUUAUUGGAAUUUAGGUAAAAUUUAACAAUUUCAAUAUAUUUAUUUUUUAAGUAAUAAUUUAAAGAGCAAUAUGUAAAUAUGUAAUAACUAAAGUAUAUCUUCAAAUUUAAUGCUGUGGAAAAUCCACCUUAAUACCUUCUUCUCUAGAACUCUUUAUGCCCUUUUGAAAGUCAGAGUGUUGUGAUCUUGAUAACAACAUGUACGUUUUGUGGGAUAAAUACAUUUUUUUAAUAUUUUCAAACUAACACCAAUGUAAUUUUGGAAUUGCAAUUCAUAAAGCAUAAUAAUAAUAAUAAUGCAGAUGAUGUACACAAUUAACCUCUUACAUACCACAUAGCCCAUAGAAAAAUACAGAUGUAGCACUAUGAGCUUCAAGGGGAAUAAAUUUAUUUUUGAGAAUAUUCAAAUCGCAGUUGUUUGGAUAAAGUAGAACCAAUAACUAAUAUAAAAGCAAGUAAAUAUUCAAUAUACAGUACAAACGAAUCAUGAAUGGAACAAAUAAAUUCAAUUUUAUAAACUUUUGUGGAGCAAAUUGUCAGGUCAUACCACAGCCAUGUAGAUAUAUGUGUAGAUUAUUGUAGUGAGAUCAUGUGCCUUUUAAAACUUAUUAAAAAUGCUCUAUAGAUCUUUUUAUAUAAUUAGUAACUAAUUGAGUAUAAUAUCGAUAAAGAAUUAUUGAAUAGUACUCUAUAUUAUAUUUUAUAUAAUCAUGUUGUUUGUCAUAGUAUAUAUUGAAAAUUUACAUAAUUUUUUAUUAAUUUUCUGGUCCUGUAUAUUUUGUAUAUUAUGACUUAGUAUGUACCAUUAGCACUACGCAAAUAUGAAGACUUGGCUAGUUUUGAUUAUUGGUAUUCCAUCUUGAUUAGUCAAGUCGAUUUCCAUUUCUAUAUAUAAAAUAUCACUAGAAAGUUGAUAGUUUAUAUUUGUUACAUUAUAGAAACUGAAUUGAUUCAAAAAGUUUUAUAAAAAUUAAUUCGCUUCAUUCUUCAAAGUAAGGUAAUACAGGCAAACAUUGGCACAUUUUUAAUUAUCUGUAUACAAUUGAUUAAAAAAUUAUUAUAUAUGCAUUUUUUUAUUAUGUAAUGUAGGGUGGCGUUUUCAAAAAUUUUCUCUUCGUGUCGCACUCUGAGCCAUUCCCAUAGCUAUCUCUCAGGGCAGAGGAGCACGUUUAUUGAGCUUUACUGCAUAACGCCAAAGAGUCACAUAUUGUAAAACUGGUAAUAAGAUCAGAUUAUGCCUGUCAAUGUAGGGAAAAGUACCCGAAUAUCGUAUAGUUUUUUUUGCCACUCAGUGGUUUUAUGUUUACACUUUACACUCAGUCUCUAAAGAUAUACUUUCUUGAUAUGUACUCCCAAUAAUGAAUAGGAAAAUAAGGUACAAAUAUGGGCUAGAAACAACAUUAAAUAUUCUAUUAUAAAUUUAAUGAUGGAACGUAAUAUUAAAAAGAACAGUAUAAAAGUACAAAACAAUUAAAACAAAAAAAAAUAAACUGUAAUAGAUCAACACGAAUCUUUUAUUGGCGUAUUAGAUCAUACAAAAUUGUCUUUUCUUUGCAUCUUAUACAAUGCUCUCCACCUGUAUCAUAUUUGCAAGGUUGACAGCAGUGACACAUUCUUCAUCCGCGUUGUCUUCAUCAUCUGUCGAUACAUAAGGGACAUCCAUGUCGUUCUAGUCAGAUGAAUCACAUUUGAGAGGAGGUUUAGCUUUGGCCCUUUUUCCUUGCUUGAAUAAUAGUUGCUUCAUACAAGUUGUCUUCUUUUUAGAUACAUCAGAAUUCUUCAUAGACUUUCUUUGGAAUAUCAAACCGCUUAACCAUAUUUGAUAUUUGCAGCCAUAUUUUCAUCUCAUUUUUCAUCUUUUUCCAUCGACUUCUUGAUUUGGUUUUCCAAAUUUUUUUAUAUGGCGAGCUAGUGAUAACUGCGGCUUUUCCAGCAGGACGUCCACGCUUGGUAUUGGACGAUUUUCCUGGGAAGCUUUGUCAGAGGCUUUAGAAUGAAAGGUGAAACAACUAUCUUUGAAGAUUUGCCUUCUCAGUGUGUUUUAGGAAACGUGGUUGAGGGAUGUGGGGCUGAAGAGGUUGAGGCCUGCGGAGUUAAAGAUGUUACGAGACUAUAAGCUGCAGUGGUAAGUGUUUGGCUUUCUAGAUCAGUAGACCUAUCUAUAGAUGUGGGCUCCGUUUCAUCCUCGGAAACUUCAAUUAAAAUGAAGUCGGAGUAUUGAAAUCUUUUCCUAUCAAAUGUUAUGAUACCACACUUUUUAAACCCACUCGUAGCAAUUUGCAGUGUUGCAGCUUUGGCAUAGGCUUCACCCAUUAGUUUUCUGAUUUGGUAGGCCAUGUUUCAACUUCCUGCGAGUAGUUUGUUUUGAACGGGCACAUAAAUGCCACGUCCAUUGGCUGGAGUUUGUGCGAUGUGUUGGGAGAGAGGCGAACAAUGAUAACUCCAUUUUCUCUGGCCUUCAAAAUUAUAUGAAUAUUUCUUAAAUGGGUUUCAUGACCAUCUAAAACUAAAACAACGUAUCCUUGGUUUGAAGUAGUCUAGGAAAUGCUGCAGCCAGUCAGUAAAAAUAUGGAUUUGAAUCCUUCCAGACUUGUGGCAUCUUGCAAUGGUUCCUGGCGAUGUGCCAUCCAAAAGUCAAGCUUCAUAUUUUGCAUAGGAUAUACUAUAAAUGGAGGAAUAAAUAUUUCUGAAGUCUCAUACCUGUGAUUGGAGUCAUGAGAGCCAAUCAUGCAUAAUAGGUUAUGUCAAUAGGCAGUUUGUUGUAGGAGAUGGUAAAUGCAGUUCCAGUUUCAAACCAAAUUUUUAUAUUUUGUUGUAUGGAGGGUAGAGGUAAGGAGAACCGUCUUGUAUGGGAGAUUAGUUGAAAAAGUGUCUAGCUGUAAACAGCAAAUUAAAUACGAAGACUAGCUAAAAUAGUGCUAGUGUACUAAGUGGAAAUGAUAUGAAUUUAGCAGUUAUAUAUUUUAUGUACAAUUUUCAAAUGAAUUUGUAUAUUAUUAGUUUCUUUGAAAUAGUUAUGACUUUCAAAAAAGAAUUUAAUUUACUAUUUUGUAAUAGUUUAUAGCGCUCUUUUUCAAAUUCUUCCACUUCCUACUAUAGCACCACCUUAAUUUGUUUCCUUUUAACAGACAUUUUUCGAUACACUCGUUGCAUCAAACCUCCAUAUUUUGUUGUUUGUUAAAUUUAUGUCAAUUUUAUUCUCGUGUCAAUGUUGGUCCGUGUGACCUUAUAUAGUAGAUCAUUUGAGGCUUCUAUAUCAGACAAGUGUUAUUGCUGAUUUCUGUCAACGUGUCUUACCAUUCUACUUUUUACUAGUCUCAGGUAAUUACUGCGGCAUCUUUAAGAAUAUGUUUAACAAUUUAUAAUGUUAUUAAAUUUGAAGAUAAUGCAAAUUAUUGAUAACGUCACUAAAUGUUUACAUCCAAAUUGUGAGUUGAUACAAAUAACCAUUUAUUACCUGUAUCAAAUUGUAUGUUAGUCUAAAAAGUGCCUAUGAAUAUACCUAUAUGAUUUUCAAAGUAGGUUUUUAUAGAAGUUAUUCUGCUAAUAUUUGUUUUUAUUUUUGAAUGUCUUUGUUUAAUCUGGAAUUAAUAUAUAAUAAUAUAAAACCCAUUUAACUUAUUUUUAUAGAAUUUUGAUCAAUAAACAAUUAAUAUUGC